AGAAUACCCUCUUAUCCUCUCUCCACCUCCCCACUCCCCUCUCUUUCGCGACGUCGUCGUCGACCCCUCUCCGCCGUACACGCCCACUCUCCACCUAAGCGCGCCAGGGAAUUCUCUCGCCCGCUCGCCCCUUCGUCCCCGCCGCCGCCGUCGCCGUCGCCCUCCUCCGCGCGGAGGGGAUCCGCCCGGGCCCGAACUCGACCCCUCCCGCUGGACAGCCGUUGCAGUUUGGUCUCGGAGAAGAUAUCGGUGUGCUUAUCUACUGCGGCAUGGAAUGAAGGUCUUGAGUGCCGUGUCUUUUUGCCGAGCUUGACACUAGUUGCGCUUCGCCUCGGAAAGUAACAAACCAUGACUUCUGUCGCCGACGGUGUUUCAGGUGAUCAUAGAGCUGAUGAGCAGCAGAAGCAAGCUGCCGCUCAAGGGAACCAGGAAGAGGCCCCAGCUACUAGUAUAGGUAGUCAGGCAAUGGUGGCAACACCUUCCACAGAUUAUGUCACACCCUAUGGCCACCAGGAAGCUUGCCAUGCAAUGCAGGGUCAAAUUGCUUACCCAACUGUCGAUCCAUUCUAUGGAAGCCUUUAUGCGGCCUAUGGUGGACAACCUAUGAUGCACCCACCAAUGGUCGGAAUGCAUGCAGCCGCAAUACCAUUGCCUACUGAUGCAAUUGAAGAGCCUGUGUAUGUGAACGCAAAGCAAUAUAAUGCCAUAUUAAGGCGGCGCCAAUCUCGGGCUAAAGCAGAGUCAGAAAGGAAGCUUAUCAAGGGCCGCAAGCCAUAUCUCCACGAGUCGCGGCAUCAACAUGCCUUGAAAAGGGCCAGGGGAGCUGGAGGUCGGUUUCUUAACGCAAAGUCAGACGACAAUGAAGAGCAUUCCGAUUCCAGCUCCAAAGACAAGCAGAAUGGCGUUGCACCCCGCAGCAGUGGCCAAUCCUCCCAAUCUCCCAAAGGUGCAACUUCAGCCGAUAAGUCGGGAAACCAUGAAUGAGAUGGCUAGAAGUCCGCCGGACGCGACGAUCCAUGCCAACAGUUUUGUACAGUAUAUAUAUGCUAGUGAGCAAGAGAGAAUCGCGCUGGCAGGUGCCGUAGGAUAUAUCCGCUCUGCUCUAUAGUAGUGAUAGACGUAUCGACCGUUUUUUUUUUUUUGGCAGCAUUGGUCCGUGUUUGCUCGGUUUGGUUUCUACAUUCUGUACAAUGAGUAGAUUUUUUUGUGGUUUUUGUGUUCCGGGGUUUAUCCUCGGGUUCGGUCAGGAGGCUUUUGUAGUGGCUUAUGAAAGAAGUAUAAUAGUGCUACAUUGUUUC
Triticum urartu is the source of this 1298-nucleotide messenger RNA. NCBI's taxonomy places the organism in Eukaryota, Viridiplantae, Streptophyta, Magnoliopsida, Poales, Poaceae. The record is from RefSeq and is a predicted model, not a curated record.